AUGGAGGGCAAAGGGAAGGUUGAGGAGCCCCAAUCCAUACCAGUGGUUUCUUCUACCAAGCCGCAGUCCGUGCGUUGCGUUGAGUGCCGUGAGGAGGACUGUAAAUUAGUACUUUGUAUACCCUGUGGGCAUCGAGUGAUGUGUGCUGCGUGCGCUUCUAAACGAAGCACCUGCUCGGUUUGUCUGCAGGAAAUAAAGCAGACAAUGAAUACUUUUCUUUAG
Molecule: messenger RNA, 222 nt
Organism: Phytomonas sp. Hart1
Lineage: Eukaryota; Euglenozoa; Kinetoplastea; Trypanosomatida; Trypanosomatidae
Source: the annotation of a GenBank genome assembly